CGGGUUAUGAUAUUAAUACAAAAGCUAACUCCCGGUGCGACCGGUCAGCUAGCCAGGGCACCCUCUCGCUUCAGCUCUGCACAUUGCCGUCUAUCCGUCUUUCGUCCGCCCGCGAUUGUGCGUAUCGCGUGAGCCGAAAGUCUCUUGUUCUUCGCGGCUUGGAGCGGCUUUUGCUAUUUGUCUUGAGAGAGCUUAAAUCCCUUUGGCCUAGAGAAGAUACUCUACUGUGACGUGCUGCAAAAUGUAUCUCACGAAGAAGACUCUCGUCAUCGCAUUUGCUCUUGGUGGACGUAUAAACGCGCAGUCUCUCAGUCUUGGACCCUCGACUUUUACAGUUCCCGGUGCAUUCCCAACCUCGGUAUACAGCAGUUAUUAUAACAACCCGACACAGACAAGUGAACAAGUGCAGCCUGUUAUUUCGGAUCCUGUCACUCAUACGGUGUAUCCGUUUGACCUCACGAAUCCGGACACUAUCCCUGUGAAUGAUACGAAUGACCCGCACCCUCUACCCCCACGAGCCUCGGAUUCGACGAUCCUCGCUCAUGCAGUCCGACAAAUACAGCUACUCGCGACACCUGAAACGCCAAACUCACCAUUUCUCAAUGACACUUGCGCAAAAUGUCAAGCUGCGCUGGGUAUCCUCAAAUUCGUAGCGCUCGCGGCGCCAGAGCAAGGACCUGCCGCAGUCGUCGCGAUGUGCCAAGCAUUCAAGCUAUCGUCGAAUUGUAAUACAGCAUUUGGACCUCUUGCUCUUGGAAGUGUCAUUACUCAGGUCGUCGCACGCGCAGACGUCGAGGGAUUCGAUGGGCAGAUGAUGUGCCAGAAUUUCCUUAGCGCGUGUCCACUCCCUCCGACAUCGGCACUCAACCUCACCAACUGGUUCGCAAAGCCCAAGCCUAAUCCGCUUCCUCCGCCAAAGAAGCCAAGCGGAAAACGUCUGAAGGUUUUGUCGCUUUCGGACAUACAUUUGGAUGCACGGUACGCCACAGGAGCUGAAGCAAAUUGUACAUCUGGAUUGUGUUGUCGUGAGGGAAACGUUGCCACUUCCAGCCCGAAUCAAACACUUGUUCCCGCCCCACGUUUUGGUGCAUUCCUCUGUGAUUCACCUUAUUCGCUCACGCUUUCAGCGCUUGAAGCAAUUCCAGUGCUUACCGGGACGCAAGAUACUGGUUUUGCGUGGACUCUAUACAAUGGUGACCUGGUCGCGCACGAUACAGAUGCACAGCUCUCACAAGCAUACGUGGAGUAUGUCGAGACGGUGAUCUUCGACCUCAUCAAACGUAUGUUGAAAGCGGGUCCGACAUAUGUCGUGAUUGGAAACCAUGACUCUGUCGGCGUGGCUGAAGAUGCACCGAAACUACUCGGAGGAGAGCUCGCGCACCAAUACGACUGGAACUACGAGCAUGUCUCAAGUCUCUGGCAACACGAAGAUUGGAUUCCCGAAGCAGCUGUAGAGCUCGCUCGUGCGCAUUACGGUGGAUAUAUGGUCCGCCGGAAGGAUGGACUGCGGAUUAUCACGCUGAAUACGAAUCUUUGGUACCGGGCAAAUUGGUUCAACUACAUCAACAUGACCUCUUCUGAUCCAUCGGGCAUACUUCGGUUCCUUACGGAUGAAUUGCAGGAUGCGGAGGACGCUGGAGAUCGCGUGUGGAUCAUGGGACACGUACUCAGCGGUUGGGAUGGGACCAAUGCGCUAUUAAACCCAUCCAAUCUUUUCUAUCAAAUCGUUGACCGUUAUUCUCCGCAUGUUAUCGCUGGUAUCUUCUGGGGCCACACACAUGAAGACGAACUCUCGAUAUUCUACACGAAUAAUGGGACCGUGCAGUCUGCUGAGAAUGCAUUGGUCGUCUCUUGGAAUGCACCGUCGAUUACACCUGCUUCAAACCUAAACUCAGGCUUCCGUGUAUACGAGGUAGACUCUUCUACGUUUGAAGUACUUGACGCACACACAUGGAAGUCCGAUGUGAAUGCCUUCCCUGCACUCGACGGCCAAACCGCUUUCGGACCGACAUUUACAUACGAAUACAGUGCGCGCGAUACGUACGGCGGUAAUAUCACUGGCUGGGGAUCAAACGACCCACUUAACGCGACAUGGUGGCACCGGGUUACAGAAGUAAUGGAGAACGACACAUCCCUCGUCCAAACGUUCAACACAUUGCAAGGCAAAUCUUCAGUCCGCACCAAGCCUUGUACUGGUGAAUGUAUUACUGCGAAGAUAUGUUACCUGCGUAGUGGAUCUUCCAGCAUUGCAAAGCAGAACUGUCCGGCAGGGUUCGGCUCUGUCCAAGGCUUGUUCUGAGCAAGAUGAUUUGUCUUGUGUGAAAAUGCAGAUGUGUGAUGGGCAUAAGAGUGGGGGUAAAAUAUUGGUUGGCAGUUGCAGGUUGCUAUGUGACGCUGAGGGCAGAUGUUGGGGA
Messenger RNA from Fomitiporia mediterranea MF3/22, 2414 nucleotides. RefSeq lists its product as uncharacterized. The record is from RefSeq and is a predicted model, not a curated record. The coding region runs from base 242 to 2299 and encodes 685 amino acids. Gene Ontology annotation, molecular function: sphingomyelin phosphodiesterase activity. The transcript is spliced from 21 exons. Gene Ontology annotation, biological process: sphingomyelin catabolic process. NCBI's taxonomy places the organism in Eukaryota, Fungi, Basidiomycota, Agaricomycetes, Hymenochaetales, Hymenochaetaceae.